AUGAUGGACCUUGAAUCUGACCUGGACUUGCAAAACCGCGAGAGUUCAUACGCGAAUUACUUGCCCGACGAAUUAUUGCUCCAGGUUCUGGACUUUUUGCCGCAGAGUGAGGAGAGUCAGGCUACGUUGGCAAACUUCGUGUUAGUGUCGAGACAAUGGUACUCCGUCGGCAUCGCCCGCCUCUACGCCACCCCCUACCUCGUCGGCCAACGCUACACCCACUUCGUCCGCACCCUCUGCCCCUCCGUCAUCCCCCGCAUCAAACGCUCCGAACUCGCCGGCCUCGUAAAAGCCCUCGACCUCUCCCGCAUCGUCCACCAAGGCGCCAAAUCCACCACCGCCCGCCUCCUCGGCCGCACAAAAAACAGCCUCGAGCUCUUCAUCGCGCCGCAGGCCUCCUUCGCGAUAAACUGCUGGGCUGCCCUCUCGAAAUGCACGAGCCUGAAGGUUCUCGAUCUGGGCCUCGUUAGUGAAGCGAUAAGCUACCAGAGCUUGAACCAGACGCUGAGACAGCUCGUCAGGCUGGAGGAGCUCUACAUGCCGCGCUGUAGCACGGAAUUCGGCCUCGGUCCCGAACUCCUAACUUGCCGUCUCCACUGGCCGCCCCACCUGCAGCACCUCUCCAUGUCGGGCUCCGUAAACGGGAAGUUCCUCUGGGAAAUGCUCCGCCAGCCGGAAACGUUUCCCUCGAGCCUACACUCCAUGUCGCUGCUGCACUGUCCUGGCCUAGACCAGCAGGGCAUAAAGCCGCUACUGAGUAAUCUCGCGGAUCGGCUGACUGUCGUGGAGCUAAGAGACCUACCGGCUGUGAAACAGGGCAGGUUUAAUGGCGUGCUGGGUUGGCUUCCAAAUCUUACGGAUAUUACGGUAGCGCUUGAUUAUAUUGACGAGGACUUCGGACGGCGCCCUGGAGACUUCUCACCCGAAACACACUGGCAUCUGGCUAAACCUUUGACCUCUCUCACGCUCGUUACCUCCGGACACCAAGAGUACGACCCCCGGCGCGCUUUCACCCUCGUAGAUCUCUGGGAUCUGAUAGACACGCGGUACUUCGGGCGGCUAAGGAGACUGUACGUGGCAGCGAGUACGGGGUGGGAGAAGGUAGACGAGGGCGCGCUGUGGGAGACAGUGAGGGUAGGGCUGGAGGGUUUGGAUAGAGAGAAUUGGGAGAAGCGCAGAUGGCACUAUGAGUUUCUGAGGGGCGUGCCGGAGGAUAUGCAGUAUGAGGAGUGGGCAGAGACAAGGGAGGGGUGGCGGAAUAGACCGCGGGCGCAGUUCAUCAGAAACAUCUGA
Molecule: messenger RNA, 1293 nt
Organism: Didymosphaeria variabile
Lineage: Eukaryota; Fungi; Ascomycota; Dothideomycetes; Pleosporales; Didymosphaeriaceae
Exons: 2
Coding region: 1-1293 (430 amino acids)
Molecular function (GO): protein binding
Source: RefSeq, a predicted model, not a curated record